CAGGCACGUGAGCGGUGCUACGUAGUCUAUAUAGCAGUCGACAUGGCGGCCACAACUCCUCCCAAGGUGGUGUUUGAACACGAGGGAGUCUUUAUUCACUCAUCUCCAGAUGAAUCUGAGGACCAGGAUUUAAUAUCGGGAUUCCUCAGGAUUGUUGAUAAGGAUGGUGAAACCCUUGUGGAAUAUAAACCACUGGAGGAUGCAGAUCCCUCAAACAUGCUGUGUGCCUGCAAGGACUCCAGCUCAGUGGUGGAAUGGACUCAGAGUUCAGAAGGCAACCCUCACCGUCCAAUUGACCAUCAGCUGAGCUAUGAAACAGAGUGGGACAUGAUCAAUGCUGUCUCAUUCCGGAGAAAAGUCCACACACAUGGAGAUGGUGGAUCAAACCACGCAAAUGACCGGAACAAGUGGGCCUUCUCUUUUAAUGUGUGUGACCUCAGGUCUAUCACAGUCAAAUGUGAGGGCUGGUCAUACAUCACUUUCCGCUUGAAGGAUGGCACAGCACUGCCAGCUAUUCAUUUCCACCAGGGAGGGAACACAGCAUUCCUGGAUAGCCUGAGGAAAUCAGUUCAGAUCAACGAGAGUCCCGAUGAUGAAAGUGUCUUGAUUGUCAGCACCUACAGCAAAGCCUUCUCACAGUCCUUUGAGAAUCUUCUGGAUGAUACAAACUAUGGCUUGGUACAGAAAUUCAAGAAAGAUCCUUAUACAACAACGCUGGGUGGCUUCUCCAAAGUCACAAACUACCUCUUUGACGCAUUUCGGGUGCCUGAAUUAGAAUGUCACCAGCGGCCUGCCGAGGAGGUAGCAGAUUUGUUGGGAGAACUCAUUCCUGGACUAGAGAUUAACCAGCAGGAAGAGCCUGGAUUUGAAGUCAUCACCAGAGUGAGUGCAGAUCUAAUGCCAGGCCAAACUCUGACUCUGGGUCUAGACACAGACAGUCGACAUGAGGAAUCCUGUACAAAACAUACUGGUCUUUGCCAUGCGGUGAGGAGGGAGGCUUGGAAGUUUUUGCUCGGCUAUUUUCCAUGGAACAGCACUCAUGAAGAAAGGAAGCUCCUGCAAAAGAGAAAAACUGACGAAUACUUCAGAAUGAAGCUUCAGUGGAAGUCAGUAAGCGAGGAGCAAGAAAGAAGAAACUCAAGGUUACGAGAUUAUAGGAGCCUUAUUGAAAAAGAUGUGAACCGAACUGACCGAAAUAACAAAUUUUACGAAGGCCUGGACAACCCUGGCUUGAUAUUACUACAUGACAUCCUGAUGACAUACUGCAUGUUUGACUUUGAUUUAGGAUAUGUGCAGGGCAUGAGUGAUCUGCUCUCUCCCAUCCUCUUUGUGAUGGAGAAUGAAGUGGAUGCCUUCUGGUGCUUUGUUUCCUUCAUGGAUGAAAUGCAUGAAAACUUUGAAGAGCAGAUGCAGGGGAUGAAGACCCAACUAAUCCAACUCAGCACUUUGCUUCGGCUGCUAGACCUGGCCUUCUGGAACUACCUAGAGGCGCAGGAUUCUGGGUACUUGUAUUUCUGUUUUCGCUGGUUAUUGAUCCGAUUCAAGAGAGAGCUGCAUUUUCAGGACGUCCUGCGCCUUUGGGAGAUCAUGUGGACCAGACUACCUUGCCAAAACUUUCACCUUCUGGUGUGCUGUGCCAUUUUAGACUCAGAGAAACAAAAAAUUAUGGACAGAAAAUAUGGAUUCAAUGAAAUCCUAAAGCAUAUAAAUGAACUCUCCAUGAAACUGGACAUCGAAGAAAUCCUUAGCAAAUCUGAAGCUAUCUGCAUGCAGAUAAAGAAUUGUAAGGACUUGCCCCAUUCAGUGAGUGAGAUUCUGGGUCUCAACACAGUCACUGAACCCUCUGCAGCAUUAGAAACCAGUGAAUAUGGAAUACUUGAGUCACCUCAGACCUCACCAAGAUCCACACACAGACAAGAUCACAUCAUCUCCAACGGCCACAGCCACUUAAAAGAAUCAACACACAAUGGCUGCAAAGUAGCCUUCAUUUCCUAGUGUAUAGCACUACAAGAUGUAUAGUACAGAUUUUAUAGCCCCUGUAUUCCAGCAAGAUGAACAGUAUUGGGUGUCAUGUAGAUAUUUGCUACCAAAUGCCACAUUGUAAAAUAUGCCAGAGAAAAUAUAUGAACGUAAAACAAGGAUUCAAAGGGAUCCCUAAAGCAUUAUUUUUGUAAAAUCUUGUACCAUAUUGUCUUUCAUUGAAAUAAUCAUUCCUUCUCACUGUAUUGAGAGAGUUUUCAUAAUGUUUCAGAGGUGGGGUAUUCAUUGUUGAAUAUUAUAUAUUUUUUUUGUUCUUAUCAGUUUGCUCUUUUCCUAAAUAAUUCAGAUUCAAAUUAAAAUCUGUCUUCCUUCCAUUA
Molecule: messenger RNA, 2357 nt
Organism: Sinocyclocheilus rhinocerous
Lineage: Eukaryota; Metazoa; Chordata; Actinopteri; Cypriniformes; Cyprinidae
Product: TBC1 domain family member 15-like
Exons: 16
Coding region: 43-1995 (650 amino acids)
Biological process (GO): activation of GTPase activity
Molecular function (GO): GTPase activator activity
Source: RefSeq, a predicted model, not a curated record